This is a messenger RNA of Peromyscus maniculatus bairdii (prairie deer mouse), 5208 nucleotides long. The record is from RefSeq and is a predicted model, not a curated record. NCBI's taxonomy places the organism in Eukaryota, Metazoa, Chordata, Mammalia, Rodentia, Cricetidae.
AUGUUGGGCUGGGUCCAGAAGGUGCUGCCUCAGCCUCCGGGGACCCCUCAGAAGACCGAGGAGGGAGCAGAACCACUGCCAGAACCAGAGUUGGAGCCUGAGGCAAAACCAGAACCUGAGCCAGAGCCCCAGCUGGAGCCAGAACCUCAGCCAGACCCAGAGCCAGAACCUGAAGCAGCCCCUGAAGAGACUGUGCCAGAGCCACCCGAUGAGCCAAUGGAAGGGGAGGAGCCAAUGGAAGGGGAGGAGCCAAUGGAAGGGGAGGAGCCAAUGGAAGGGGAGGAGCCAAUGGAAGGGGAGGGCGUAGCUGAGGCUGGCCCUAGCCUUCAAGAGGCCCAGGAAACUGACCCUCCUCAACCUACCCUUCAGGCCGAGGUUGCUGUUGCCAAGGUGAACAGCCCCCGCGCCUGGCUGCUGACCUGGUUCUGGAAGCACAUGGAGAAGGUCGUGCCACAGCCUGUUUGCAGCAACAAGAACCUGGGAGACCCAGAUCAGGCUGGAGCACAGAUUCUGGGACCCGGUGGCGCUGGGGAACCAGGGUCUGCAGAUGGUUCAGAUGAUGCUUCCGGGGCUCAAGAUACUGAGCCCAGCCUGUGGCUGCUCAGGUGGCUUGAGCAGAAUCUGGAGAAAGUGCUGCCUCAGCCCCCGAAACCCUCCGAGGCCUGGAGUGCUGAACCAGAGGCUGCUGUCUUGGAUCCAGAUCCUCCAGAACCCCCGAUGGAGACAGAGCCCACAGAGAUUCCCUCCCAGCCUAAUCCUGAAACCCUGGAGCCGGAGGAGGAGCCAACUGCAGAGCCCCAGCCUGGCUUCCAGGUCUCUUCCCUGCCACCACCUGGGGACCCUGUCAGGCUGAUUGAGUGGCUUCUGCACAGGCUGGAGAUGGCCCUGCCACAGCCCGUGCUCCAUGGGAAAGCCGCAGAGCCGGAGCCUGGCUGCCCUGGGACGUGUGAAGUGCAGACCAUCAGCAUCCUCCCCGUGGACCAGGUGGAACAUGAUCUUGUCCUCGAGGAGGUGGACCCCUGCUGGGAGGACAUCCAGCAGGAAGAGAGUGCCAGGCAGCAGGAAGACCAUGCCAGCCAGUGGGAAGACCAUGCCAACCAGCAGGAGAUAGAGAUGACUCCAGUUUAUGAAGAGGAAAGCGAGGCCAUGGUGGAGAUGCCCAGGUGGGAAAACAGAGAAGUCCUGGAAAAGGAGUCAGUGCUUGAGAAGCAUCUGCCCGCAGCCCCUGGGCACAUGGCUACCAGACCCCAUGUCAGAGCAUGGGCCCCCCUACCAGCAGAGCCCGGGAGAACCAAUGUCCUGCUGGAUAGCUGUUUGGUGGUGGAGGCUGAUGUGGACCAGUGCCAGCUAGGCAGGACACAGCCACAGACAGCAUCACUCCAGGAGUUGCCCGAGGAGGAGGAGGAGGUGGAGGAGGUAGAGGAGGAGGCCACCAGCUCAACAGUCCCCAGGGUCACACCUCUGCCUGCCACCUUCCGGCCCAAUACCAUGGCUAAACCAGGCCUGAAUAUGGAGCUGAAUCGCUUGGUCCAGGACCAGCCACCUGGCCAGGAGGGCCCCAGGCCCGGCCCCCCAAACCCGGCUGAGCACCUCCCCAAUGUGCCCAGCUAUCGUCCUACAAUCACCCGCAUUCCUGUCCUGGUUUCCCGGAGGACAGCCUUGUCCAACUCCAGCUUCGCCAAGGAGACCAGGAGCUCCAUCCGUCGCCUGGUACCAGCCACGAAAGAGCACCCAGAGGUCCAGGUAGAAGACACAGAUGCCGACAGUCGCCCCCUCAUCCCAGAGGAGACGUUACCUUCACCGGAGAGACCACCACCCUCUCCUACCAAAUCCGACACCCUCAGGGUCCCCGGCUCGGAUGCAGCAGCCCACAGGAAGAAGCUACCUUCUCAGGAGGAUGAAGCUGAAGAGCUCAAGGCACUGUCGCCGGCUGAGUCCCCAGUGGUUGCCUGGUCAGACCCCACCACCCCACAGGAGGCUGAUGGCCAGGACCGGGCAGCCUCCACAGCCAGCCAGAACAGUGCCAUCAUCAAUGACCGGCUCCAGGAGCUGGUGAAACUGUUCAAGGAGCGGACGGAGAAGGUGAAGGAGAAGCUCAUUGACCCCGACGUCACCUCUGAUGAGGAGAGCCCCAAGCCCUCCCCAGCCAAGAAGGCUCCAGAGCCAGCCCCAGCCCAGAAGCCCGCGGAGGCAGAGGCAGCCGAGGAGGAACACUACUGUGACAUGCUCUGCUGCAAGUUCAAGCGCAGGCCCUGGAAGAUGUACCGGUUCCCCCAGAGCAUCGACCCACUGACCAACCUCAUGUACAUCCUGUGGCUGUUCUUCGUGGUGCUGGCCUGGAACUGGAACUGCUGGCUGAUUCCUGUGCGGUGGGCCUUCCCGUACCAGCAGCCAGACAACAUCCACUUCUGGCUGCUGAUGGAUUACCUGUGUGACUUCAUCUACCUCCUGGACAUCACCGUGUUCCAGAUGCGCCUGCAGUUUGUCAAAGGCGGGGACAUCAUUACAGACAAAAAGGAGAUGCGCAAUAACUAUCUGAAGUCUCGCCGGUUUAAGAUGGACCUGCUCUGCCUCAUGCCCCUGGACUUUCUCUACUUGAAACUCGGAGUGAACCCUCUCCUUCGCCUGCCCCGCUGCCUGAAGUACAUGGCCUUCUUCGAGUUUAAUAACCGCUUGGAAGCCAUCCUCAGCAAAGCCUACGUCUACAGGGUCAUCAGGACCACGGCCUACCUGCUCUACAGUUUGCACCUCAACUCCUGUCUUUACUACUGGGCAUCGGCCUUCCAGGGCAUCGGUUCCACUCACUGGGUUUACGACGGCGUGGGGAACAGUUACAUCCGAUGCUACUACUGGGCUGUGAAAACUCUCAUCACCAUUGGAGGACUGCCCGACCCCCAGACCCUCUUUGAAAUUGUCUUCCAGCUGCUGAAUUAUUUCACAGGUGUCUUCGCUUUCUCUGUGAUGAUUGGACAGAUGAGAGAUGUGGUGGGGGCCGCCACAGCGGGCCAGACCUACUACCGCAGCUGCAUGGACAGCACCGUGAAGUACAUGAACUUCUACAAGAUCCCCAGGUCUGUGCAGAACCGUGUCAAGACCUGGUAUGAGUACACCUGGCAUUCACAAGGCAUGCUGGAUGAGUCAGAGCUGAUGGUGCAGCUCCCAGAUAAGAUGAGACUAGACCUGGCCAUCGAUGUAAACUACGACAUUGUCAGCAAAGUGGCGCUCUUCCAGGGCUGUGACCGGCAAAUGAUCUUCGACAUGCUCAAGCGCCUUCGCUCGGUGGUCUACCUGCCCAAUGACUACGUGUGCAAGAAGGGGGAGAUUGGCCGAGAGAUGUACAUCAUCCAGGCGGGGCAGGUGCAGGUUCUGGGAGGCCCGGAUGGCAAGGCUGUGCUGGUGACGCUCAAAGCCGGAUCGGUGUUUGGAGAGAUAAGCUUGCUGGCUGUGGGGGGUGGGAACCGGCGCACAGCCAACGUGGUGGCCCAUGGGUUCACCAACCUCUUCAUUCUGGACAAGAAGGACUUGAAUGAAAUUUUGGUGCAUUAUCCUGAAUCUCAGAAGUUACUCCGGAAGAAGGCCAGGCGCAUGCUGAGAAACAACAACAAGCCGAAGGAAGAGAAGAGUGUGCUCAUCCUGCCCCCACGGGCGGGCACCCCGAAGCUCUUCAAUGCCGCCCUCGCUGCAGCAGGAAAGAUGGGUGCCAGGGGGGCCAAGGGUGGCAAGCUCGCCCACCUGAGAGCCAGGCUCAAGGAGCUGGCCGCACUGGAGGCGGCGGCCAGACAGCAGCAGCUGCUGGAGCAGGCCAAGAGCUCACAGGAUGCUGGGGGAGAGGAGGGCUCCGGAGGAGCCGCGGACCAACCUGCGUCCCAGAAACCGCCAGAUCCCAAGGAGCCCGCAGCGUCCCAAGAGCCCCCAGCGCCCCAAGAUCCCCCAGGGUCCCAGGAGCCCCCAGCCCCGCGCUCUCCACCGCCGGCCCCGGGGAAGCCCGAGGGAGGCACAGAGGAGGAGGCAGCUGCGCCCUCGGAGCCCUCGGUGAGGAUCCGCGUGAGCCCAGGCCCAGAUCCCGAGGAGCAGAUGAUGUCCGUGGAGAUGCUGGAGGAGAAGAAAGAGGCCGAGUGAGGCGCCUGCAGUGCCUCAUGAGUCCCACGAUCCCCAUCCCGGGUGGACACCCUGCUGUGAGACCACCUGCCUGGACAAGCUUCCUAGCCCAAGGGCACCUCCUCACAGGCCCUGUUGUGGAAAUCCUCAAAUUUCAUCAAAUGGUGGUGGUGUUCUUGAUCCGUGGAGCGCCCUGCCCCGCUCCCACAGUUGCUAGUUUCAAGAAGAAAACCGCCUCGCACUUUUAAGAGGUUUUAGGAGGGAAUAGAAGAGGGCUCCGGCAUCAGCAGAGCUCUACUAGAAAAGUCAAGGGUUGGUGAUAUGGCGGGGUCCCCACCAGAACCCACCCUUGGUCUAAGUGAUAGGGAAGAGCUGGGGUAGGAGUGCACACCUGCAAACCCAGUACUGGGGAAGCUGAGGCAGGAGGAUUCUUGGUUCAAGGUCAGCCCGGGCUACAUAGUGAGAAUCUGCCUCAAAACAAACCAAUUAGCAAAACAGCGUGGGAGUUCCCAAGUUCCUGUAAGCAUCUGGAUUCCAGAGCAGUAAACACAGUAGUCUUCGCUGACAGCAGAGCAGGUGAUUGGGUACUCUGUACACUGAGAUGAUUGGCAUUGUUAUCUUACCCUUUUCAAGUUCUGCUUAUUUUAGUAGGCGAUGACAUUCCAAGUUCUCCGUGCUAUUCCUGGUACUCAUCCUCCCUGGCCACUCUGAAGCACCAAGUGACAACUGUAGGGAAAAAAACUAGUCCGUACUUAGAGAAUAUGCUUGUAGUGAGGCGUAGUGGAGCACUAGAGGCUGAGGCAGGAGAAUCACAAGUUUGAAGUCAGCCAGGGAUACCUGACAAUAUCCUAUCUGAAAAAGAGGGGAAUGCCCUGGUUCAUCGGUGAUGACUACGGUCCCUUGUUCAGACGUGUGGUGACAUUUCAGCCACUGUUCAUCAGUGAGCAUUUGGGUUGUUUCCAGUCUCACAUUAUUCAGGAUAACAUCACAGAGCAUUGAGAGGUCGCUGUGGGUUGUUGCUCGAGUUUUCCUGCUUUGCCCACAGUCAGGACAAAUCUCUGUCACCCGCCAGUCCCACAGCCGCUCAGAUCCAACCAAAUAAACACAGAG